AGGGCUGGCUUUCUCUCGCGCCUUAUUCAGGUUCUCAGAGGCUAGCUGAGGCCGGACUGUUGCUUUUCUGCUCGAGAACGUCACGCCUUCUUCCCGGAAUUUGGAAUCGAGUGAGUUUUCUGACUUUUGAGCGCAGGACCAGGGAUUACUUGGAGAGAAAACUGGUCCUAGAGGAACUGGACUGACCAGAGAAAUGAGUCCUGCAGAUGCCCUUGAUGAUGAAAAUACAUUUAAAAUCUUAGUUGCAACUGACAUUCAUCUGGGAUUUAUGGAGAAAGAUGCAGUCAGAGGAAACGAUACAUUUGCCACACUUGAUGAAAUUUUAAGACUUGCCCAGGAAAAUGAAGUGGAUUUUAUUUUAUUAGGUGGUGAUCUUUUUCAUGAAAAUAAGCCCUCAAGAAAAACAUUACAUAGCUGCCUCGAGUUAUUAAGAAAAUAUUGCAUGGGUGAUCGUCCUGUACAGUUUGAAAUUAUCAGUGAUCAGUCAGUCAACUUUGGUUUUAGUAAGUUUCCAUGGGUGAACUACCAAGAUGACAAUCUCAACAUUUCAAUUCCAGUGUUUAGUAUUCAUGGCAAUCAUGAUGAUCCCACAGGGGCAGACGCACUCUGCGCUCUGGAUGUUUUAAGUUGUGCUGGAUUUAUAAAUCACUUUGGACGUUCAAUGUCUGUGGAGAAGAUAGACAUUAGUCCAGUUUUGCUUCAAAAAGGAAGCACAAAAAUUGCUCUUUAUGGCUUAGGAUCUAUUCCAGAUGAAAGGCUGUAUCGAAUGUUCCUCAAUAAAAAAGUAACAAUGUUGAGACCAAAAGAAGAUGAGAACUCUUGGUUUAAUUUAUUUGUCAUUCAUCAGAACAGGAGUAAACAUGGAAGUACUAACUUCAUUCCAGAACAAUUUUUGGAUGAAUUCAUUGAUCUCGUUAUCUGGGGCCAUGAACACGAGUGUAAAAUAGCUCCAACCAAAAAUGAACAACAGCUCUUUUACAUAUCACAGCCGGGAAGUUCAGUGGUUACUUCUCUUUCUCCAGGAGAGUCUGUAAAGAAGCAUGUUGGUCUGUUGCGGAUUAAAGGAAGGAAGAUGAACAUGCAGAAAAUCCCUCUUCACACGGUGCGGCAGUUUUUUAUGGAGGACAUUGUUCUGGCUGAUCAUCCAGACAUUUUUAACCCAGAUAAUCCUAAAGUAACCCAAGCCAUACAGAGCUUCUGUUUGGAGAAGAUUGAAGAAAUGCUUGAAAAUGCUGAACGGGAACGUCUGGGAAAUCCUGGACAGCCAGAUAAGCCUCUUAUACGACUGCGAGUGGACUACAGUGGAGGUUUUGAACCUUUCAAUGUUCUUCGCUUUAGCCAGAAGUUUGUGGAUCGAAUAGCUAAUCCAAAAGAUGUUAUCCAUUUUUUCAGGCGUAGAGAACAAAAGGAAAACACAGGAGAAGUGAUCAACUUUGGGAAGUUCAUUUCAAGACCUUCAGAAGGAACAACUCUAAGGGUAGAAGACCUUGUAAAACAGUAUUUUCAAACUGCAGAGAAGAAUGUGCAGCUCUCACUUCUAACAGAAAGGGGAAUGGGUGAAGCAGUACAAGAAUUUGUGGACAAGGAAGAGAAAGAUGCUAUAGAGGAAUUAGUGAAAUACCAGUUGGAAAAGACACAGCGAUUUCUUAAAGAACGUCAUAUUGAUGCCCUAGAAGAUAAAAUUGAUGAAGAGGUACGUCGUUUCAGAGAAAGCAGACAAAAAAAUACUAAUGAAGAAGAUGAUGAAGUUCGAGAGGCCAUGACUAGAGCCAGAGCCCUCAGAUCUCAGGCAGAGGACUCUGCUUCCGCCUUUAGUGCUGAUGACCCUAUGAGUGUAGAUUUGUCAGAACAGACAGCUGAUGACUCUGAUGAUAGCAUCCCAGCAGCAGCCAACAAAGGAAGAGGCCGAGGAAGAGGCAGAAGAGGAGGAAGGGGGCAGAAUUCAGUGUCAAGAGGAGGGUCUCAGAGAAGAAGAGCAGGCACUGGUCUGGAGACUUCUACUCAAAGCAGAAGUUCAAAGGCCACUAUGUCAACAUCUAGAAAUAUGUCUAUUAUGGAUGCCUUUAAAUCUACAAGACAGCAGCCCUCACGAAAUGUUGCUACUAAGAAUUAUUCAGAGGUGAUUGAGGUGUCUGACUCAGAUAUGGAAGAAGAUAUGUUUCCCACCACUUCAAAAACAGACCAAAAGUGGUUGAACACAUCAUCAUCAAGCAAAUGUACGUCCCAGAGCCAAACAGCUAAAGGGGUCGAUUUUGAAUCAGAUGAGGAUGACGAUGAUCCUUUUUUGAACAUUAGUUCUUCAAGAAGAAACAGAAGAUAAUAUAUUUAAUGCUACUUUGAAGUUUUCCAUAUUCAGGAAAAAUCAAAACAUUGCAAGCUAAGAGUUUACAGUGGAAGAUUUUUAAAGUAUCGCUGUUAACAGAAUUCGAAAGAGACAUACUUAACAGAGAAACUCAUGUGCGAGAAUUUCAAUUGUUGAGUGUCAUUUCCUGAACAUGGCUCCCAUUACUUGAGAAACUUCCCAACUCAAGGACAUAUAAAAUAGCCUCGGCUGCCCUCAUUUUAAAUCUGGUUGUUAACGUUACUUGGGGGUGCUCUAUAAAAUUUAGACUGUUACUUUCCUGACAUAUAUUAGUGUAUGUCUUCCUGAGACCUUUGCUUAAAUAUUAAUCUGGAAUAAGGGUUAAAAUAAAUAUGCCGUUAUACGUUUCUGCUUCACAGUCAAAGACUACGUCAGUAUUUUAAUGCAGUUAUAUUUAGCCACAGCUGAGAAAAAGAGUCUAUAAAAUUUUACCUCUUUAUAAUUGUAAUAAUUUCUAGAGAUUCUCGAUUUGCUGAAGGUAAAAGAAUCUGUGUGAAACUGUGCCUGAGCUGGUUUGUUACUGAGUAUGUGUUCUUCUAAUGCUUGUGAUAAUAUUAGCCACAGAGACUUUGAAUGAUUAAGAUGCACCUUAUAUUUUGAGUAGAUAGAAUUUUGUAUUAAAAAAAGCGAACAAUCA
Miniopterus natalensis is the source of this 2999-nucleotide messenger RNA. It is a transcript of the gene MRE11, whose product is annotated as MRE11 double strand break repair nuclease. NCBI's taxonomy places the organism in Eukaryota, Metazoa, Chordata, Mammalia, Chiroptera, Miniopteridae. Gene Ontology annotation, biological process: telomere maintenance; mitotic intra-S DNA damage checkpoint signaling; meiotic DNA double-strand break formation. Gene Ontology annotation, cellular component: site of double-strand break; Mre11 complex; nucleus. Gene Ontology annotation, molecular function: 3'-5'-DNA exonuclease activity; single-stranded DNA endonuclease activity; manganese ion binding. The record is from RefSeq and is a predicted model, not a curated record.